AGGUCACGCAAUGAUUUCAGUAGAUAGUUUUGCUGUGAAAAUGAAAAUAUCUACCAAGAACAGUGAAUCAAGUUGUCAAGUUAUUAAUUUGGGAAAAUAUGAGCUAAAAAGACUCACAGGCAUGAGUAUUCUGCUGAACUGGUUGGUUAAACUUGUAGUCAAUGUCGUUGCCAGAAAGUCGCGAAAAAAAAUUAUAAGGGCUUUAGAGCAAUUUUUUUCAUGAAACUUCCAUGUGAAAUAUUUCUUCUAUUAAAUAAUUACAUCACGAAUUUAUAGUAAUUUUUACUAUAAGAGCAGCUGUACAAAGUUUGUGCUGGACACACAAGUAGUACUAGUAUAAAGUACACACUAAUACAAAGCUUGUGAUAUCACCAGAAAGAGCUCUUGUAACUGUUUUUUUACAGAAUCAUAUAUUUAUUUGAUUGUUGCCACCAUUUGAUACAUUUUCUCCUUGCUUGUUAAAUAAAACCCCGCU
Messenger RNA from Parasteatoda tepidariorum (common house spider), 475 nucleotides. Lineage: Eukaryota; Metazoa; Arthropoda; Arachnida; Araneae; Theridiidae. The record is from RefSeq and is a predicted model, not a curated record.